This is a messenger RNA of Giardia duodenalis, 8379 nucleotides long. RefSeq lists its product as uncharacterized. The transcript has a single exon. The record is from RefSeq and is a predicted model, not a curated record. The coding region runs from base 1 to 8379 and encodes 2792 amino acids. NCBI's taxonomy places the organism in Eukaryota, Fornicata, Diplomonadida, Hexamitidae.
AUGCUUCUGUUGUUUAGGGCCUUGGAGAGAGCUGUUAAUCUCCCCAUACUCCGCAUGGACGAUAUGGCGGCCUGCUAUACAGUGGCUUUUCAACGUCUUUCACUUUUAAGCUUAGACCAUGACAAACUCAAUAUCUCAUUUACGGACCCCGAUAGUGAUGCAGAUCUACGUAUGAAGAAGUCGGCUUCUGAUGCCAUCUCUUCUGAGGGACCGAUAAGCUUUUCCAACGCCAUUCCUCUCAGACGUUCCACAUUACAGGUACUCACAAGUAACCCCUUGGAUCUUCUUAACUUGGCCACACAGUUUUAUGACUUUCUAAAGUUUCAAACAAGACUCCACAGUGAAAUUUUGGCACUAAUCUAUUGUAUUCAUCGCAUCCAAACAUGGUCAAACUCUAGCUCAGCACAGGAAUCUAAUGCAUCGUUUCGCAAACGAUCGCAUGAGUAUUUUAGCUCUUAUCUUUCUACAUCUUUACAAAACAUCAACACUAUGAUACGGGAUUGUCCGCUAUUGGUUGAUGCCUAUCUGUCCAAAAUGGUGUGCAUUUCUCUAUUACGGUGCUUAGAGCCACAGAUUGAUACGGGACAUAAGGAUAUGCUAAAGGAAUUAUUGGGUGUGGCUAACUCAGGUAUUGAAAACGGUAGUGUGCUGCUUGCCCUGUACGAUCAGGUGGAAUACUACUCUACCAAUGAAUUCACUGGAGUAUACAGUGAGUCUUACCUAAUGCAUCUUACCAAUACAAUGAAGUCCCUUACACACGGGCUUCUGCUUGGCUGGCACACACUGCGAGCAUACAGAGUCAAUCUCCUAAGGCAAUUGGGAAGGUUUGAUGAUGCUUGUACCGAGGCCCGAGAACUCAUUAAGCUAACCAUUACGACCAUGCAAGGCGAGAAGCACCUUUCUGCUUCUCUUUGUACUUGUGUGUCAGAUACUCUCACUCUUGAACCCUUAGAUCCUAUCAUGUUUGUUGCCCAGCAAACUAAUUUUGUCCCCGUGCAUUCAAAAGGGUACAAUGGAUUUGUUCAGCUCCCACCUCCCUUUCAGUUAGAGUUGGAUAAUUCCUUAUCUUCAUUCAGUAGUCAAAAUGCUAUGGGCAAUACAACGACAAUCAAGUUUCCCUCACUAAGAGAUAUCUACAUGUCCUCGCCAAUUGGCACUAGUCUGCCACCUGAGCCAGAAAGCUCCAACUCUAAUGACCCCGUCAACACCUCAAUCAACGUACCCAUAAACGUAGACCAGUCCGCUUCUUUUACUGAUAAGAUGAGUAGUCGGCAGAAGACAAACGCCCAGGCUGCAAACACUAAGGCUAAAGAUUUAAGCCACAAGGGCAGAUCCCUGUCAGAUACUAGUAAUAUGGGAUGCCCAAUCCAUAGCGCAAGCUCUAAGCAUCUAGACUAUCGCUUGACUUACUUAUUGGCAGUUUUGGAAGCAGGCUAUGAUGACGAAGCCUUCGAAUACCUCAUGUCUGGGGUUUUCCGCAGCAGGCUUUUCUCAAGGCUUAAGGCCAAUUUGGAUUACGGCACCAUUUAUACCACUCCCAAGAAGUCCGAUUAUAUUAGGUUUGAAGUUCAGAACGACGAAAAGUAUCACUACCAUACUACUGCCACCUCUGUCAAUCCUUCGCCCGUGCACUACCCAACUUAUUAUAGGCAUUACUCAGAGGGUCUGAAUCACAAGUGUGUUGACGACUAUUUUGCCAAUGGCCCGCAACCUGUAUGUAAGGACUGCACGAAGAGGACAUCUCAUGGAGCGCGUCCGCAUUUCGUUGUUAGGAAUGAUGGUGCCUACAAUCAGUAUACUAUGCAUAGCUUCCUAGCACGACACAACAAACUCUUGACCAAUAUACUGUAUCAACGCGCCUACAAGCACAUCAACCACAUGUUUACAAGCAAGCACGGUACCAUUCAUAAUAGGAAGCCACUCAGCAAACUCUCACUUGGUCGCCUGAAGCCGUCGACAAACUUCGUUCACAAUCUGAGGAUGUCAUUCGAUCCCAAACUUCUUACUAUUAUCAAUUGUUACUUUUCGAGUCAGAUACGUGGACCUCUGUCUCGCAUUCUCUUCUACGGGCCAUACUACCAGUUUAGAUGCACAAGCGAUAAGCCCUAUACAUCCUUUGAAGACAUCCAGGACGUGAUUGAUAUAAUAUCAUCUUCUAGUCACCACGCUGAACAGCUGCAAGCUCAAGCAAUAUGGUUUAAUUACCAUGCGCACAACAACCAAGUAGGCACCACCACACCUGUGUCUUACUCUAUCAUUGAUUCCCCAGCAAGCAUAUUCCUAUGCACAUCAGAGACUAAGGCGACCAACUCACUAUUGCGCACAACUCCACUGACCACUACGGUAACAACCUAUACACUAUUAUUCUUACUUCUGAAGAGGAGGGCAACAUGGGCUAAUAAGCUUGCGCAGUCGAUCUUUGCCGAAAGGAUGCUCGGUUGCAAUUGUGCGCGGUCCUCUAUGCUUUUCAAGAGGUCCAUGAAUGUGAUGGACCUAGCUAUGGCAUGGCCAAAGAAGUGUCUGCAUCUUAAGAUUAUGCCUUCCAUGUUGCUCACGGAUUUGGGAGUACGGCCUGCAAUACCGUCUACCAAGCUGCUACAACUGGCUUUCUCAACAAAUCCGUACGUCGUUGAGUAUCUGUUAGCAAAGGCGGUCUUGCCAAGCAAGGUGGCGUUAUAUGGCCUGACCCUUCUAUUCGAUGCCAGCGCCUGUGAAGACCCAGAUUGCCUUCUGGUUGCCCAGUAUCCCAACGAGGACCUUCAGCUUAGUACAUACAGACAUGCCGUGCGUGCGUGGCAGGAUCGCUACUGCAGGUCAUCAGAGGAGAAGCAAGGCACAUAUACUAUCGACCCAAAAGCUGCCUCGUGCACAGAAGCCAGGGACAAGGACAUGAGGAAAACUGCCUCGCGACUGCGCCUAUCAGAACGUCGUAGGGCUCUUUUCCAGCUAGUGCAGGAUCAGCGUAAGCUGGAGGCAGCAAUCUACGCUUCAGAAUUUGGUGGUUUAUGGGGAUCAAACGCUCUCUAUUUGCAAAUAUAUGCACUUGCAGAGAAGCUAGCGACGGAAGACGGUAUAAUGGCCGGUAUUCCUUUCUCGUUUUAUAUUCGCUCUUUGCGGAUAAUCACUUUGGGGGCUUGUGAUGAGUGUGGGAACAGCUUCCUCAAUGGAAAGGGAGUGCAGCUAUCCUCGCAUGGAUAUCUGCAUAUAGCCUCAUUAGACUUCUUGCUACAGGCAUAUGUGCAGUAUUUGCAAUUCGAAGCGGCCAGCACUCUGAGAUCUUUAGCAAUUCAUACGUCUAUUACAGCAAAGUCAUAUCCCGCAGACAUUAUAGAUACCACGGAUGCCUUGGACACUAAGGAUAUUAAGGACACAAGCACAUCGCUACGAGAAGCAUUCUUCAAGAGAUGGAGGCUAAUAUGGAGGGCGACGCUACUGCAAUUCAAGGGAUACCCGCCAUACCUAUCUCUUCGCUCAGCCCAAGCCAUGAAGGAGCUAUUUUAUAACAUGAUAUUCACUCACAGAAACGUAUCUACUCCCGAUAAGCCUGGCAUGCUCAGUUACGUUAACCCUCUGUUGUGUCUUCUAAACACAAAUUCACAGUUCCUAGACAUCAUGACACUUGCAUCUACAGCCGCGAAUGACAAGAAUGGCUUACUGUCGCUUCUCCAGAGCUAUCUGGUGGCAUUCAUGUCUGGCAAUCAGAAGGAGCUAUUUUCUGUCUCAGCUAUAGAAUCUCAGCCAACAAAUGUCUAUUUCGAUAUGCCUAUCUUUGUCGUAUUCUUUUCGUUGACAAUUAUUUCCAUUUUAGAGUUCAAGCCCUCUUUCGCACCUGGCAGCCUUCUGUCGGAGUUCACCAGACUUACUACUUUCUCGCCUAUUACCGACGCAACCACAUCUGCAGGACUACUAUUUUAUUCUGCAAAUGACUUAAGCCACCACUAUAUUAGUCCAAUGAGCAAGACAAAGAAGCAUAUAUCUUUAACACUAUUGAAUUGCAUGGCUCUCGGUAUGCUGUCCAGGAAGGAGGACGCCUCUAACGCCCAGAUAAUAGGCAACAACGCCACGUCAUCGAGCGCAGCAACAUUCAUAGCAAAUCGUGAUGCAUACAAAGCGCUGCAAGGCUCGACUUGUGAUACCCUUGACAAGUGGCUGUCUACUAAAGUCUUAGCCACAAGCAAAAUAUCAUCUCUAUCGUUUCAAUCAGGAUCUAAUACCCAGCAUGAUGUGCGAGGAAAACGCAAACCUGCGCGUUAUAUGAAAUCAUUAAGCUACCAGCACAAGCGAUCACCACCGCCGUCGCGUGCACUCGAGCCACAUCAUUCGCAGAAUAUUGACGAUAUAUUGCUGUCUUCGUUCUAUAUUGAUGAUGAGAAUAGGCUUUAUAGGAGCUUUCUUCGUAACCCCGGUCUUUCCUUGCGUCUUUCUAGGCUUCAGCGAACUCAGUACUUUGGACUGGCAACAUUAAAUACUAUACUGGAGAUGGAGGACAUCAUUGAGCGCAUGUUUGUUACAGUUAACUAUAGCGUCUCAGAUCUUAUUCUCAUAUACUUCAUGGCACACUCUUUCGAUCAUACAAGUAGAAAGGCUAAUCUGUCCUAUAUUUACGACUCGGACGCGGUUCUAAACUACCGAUGCCCAAUAUCUUCUUUUGGAACGGCCAACAUGCCACCUAUCUACUAUCUUGUGGAGACGGGACAAGAUGAAGUCUUUAUGCUGCUUAUGGAACGAGUGAUAUCAGCACUUUCUUAUAGAAACCACCUUUCUACCUUAGAGGAGAACUCCACCUCUACCGCCAGCGAUUGUCCUGUCCUUCCCGAAGAGUUUUGUGGAUAUUCCUUUUCACUGGCCGAAGAUAUGGUCCUGAAAGUAGACCAUGAAGAUAGUGACGUGGUGUUAGAGGCUGAUUCUAAUUCACCACUUCUAACGUACUUGGCGGCACGACGAAAGGCCAGACUAGGACCAUCCUCUGAUCUAGAUUUGGAUGCGUUUGUUACCCCUAGUACAAUCUCCUUCGGUGGAACUCACAAGAUAGCAAUCUAUGAGGCUCAAGCAAAGAUCUUGAAUAUCCCCUUAUCUAGAGCCGAGAUUGAUGCCCUCUAUACCGCCAAAACGUUAUCUAAACAAGAAAUUGAAACCUGCCUGAACCCCCUGUGGGCAAACAUAGUUGGAUCCACCAAGCUACUGCGCAGUAGUAUUGAUAGCUUGGUCCACUGCUGCUACAAAGGAGAGACGCUGCUUCAUGCUGCAUCUAAGAGGGAUCACCUACAUAUUAUUGAGCUAAUUCUAUUAAUUUUUCCAGUAGAUUGUUAUGAUCUAUUACGCUCUUUUUAUGCAGCUCUUCUGAAUCACUCGUCGGGCGCUCUUCGUCUCUUUCUUCCCAGUCCACUUCAUCCAUCUCUUGAAGGUGUUAGAGAUAUAGCAGCAGAUAUAAAAGAGGGCAUUUCCACAAUCACCACAGAGACUCCGGAGUGCAAGUACUUACUGAAGCACUCCAUAGCCGCUGCCUCUGCUCUCUCUGAUAUGUCUAAUAUUCUACUGAACUCGUUUUCGUACGAUGUCAAUCCGCUCUUGAAACUUGGCUCAGGCGAGUCUCCUUUCUCGCCUUUAGCCAACCAUGAACAGCUAGCCGAUAAGCUUCAAGAGUUCCAGCAGCUCGUCUCAUCCAGUCAGUAUUACUCCUUUCUUGCAUGGGCACACCUUGUUAGGACAUUGCGGCCAUUCUGCUCUGGCACUACAGGCGGUGUCUCCUGCUUACACUGUCAUCAUGCUAAGUCGAGCCCCUGCAAGAAGAGCAAUCUCCUUAAAUAUCUGUCGUUCGCGAAGACUCACUCAGCUACGAGUGAAAAGACUGAGAAAAGGCACCAGCUAUCUACCAUGCAAAAAUUGCUUGCCCAGCAAUGCUACUUUUCCGGUCACUCUCUCCAUGGAUGCAUAGAUUUACUGCUAAGCGCUAACAUAGAUAUACGGAUAUGUGCCAUGCAAAAUAUGGAACUAUAUAAUAUGCUCAGCACAUUCAACAGAGCUUUUGUUAUGGAACAACUGCCAAUUAAAACGUCCGAGCAGCGGACAGAAAUCUCUUACCCAGACCCCAUAGUCUUGUUGAAAUAUCUUUCAUAUGUUUACCAAGUAUUUGGUACAAGAGGAUUGCCGAGUAGCAAUAAUAAUCUGAAUAGUAUAGUCUUUGAUCGCUUCUGCACUCCUAUGUCAACGCCCUUGAUUAUGGCAGCCCAGUAUGGAAGUCCUGUUUGUCAUAUACUUUGCGCCAUCAUAAACUCUCUGACAAAGUCUACCACUGCUGAAAGGGUGCUCAGCAAUCCAAGUACACUGAGCGCAUACGUCAAUCAUAGAGAUGCAUAUGGACUCACCGCCCUUCAUCAUGCAACUAUUCUGUUCAUUCGAGCAUUUGUUUCCAUCAUCAAGCAUAGCCUUUCACCUAUCAUCUCACUAGGUCUUAGCCUUACAGCCUCUUUCCCAGCCAUACAUAAACCAGAAACGGUAAUCUUUGAUCAUGAAUUUGCUUGUAGUAUCUUGGCCCUGUCACGGGCAAAUGUUAAGGCCCUAAUGCUGGCUGGAGCUGACCCUGGAAUACCCGAUGCCACAGGAGUGCGCUGCUGUGAUAGACUCAUUGCUAUGUUGCUAGAGAUGAAUAUGAUACUGUUUCCACCAGAGUAUGUAGUUGAGCGCUUUCAUAAGGAUCAGCCGACUGACAUACUUAUGCAUCUAAUACUGUGGUCAGAGAAGCACCACAAGCCUUCGCGUAGUGAUGCAACUUUGAACCCUGACUCUUCUUUGACCGUUCGCAUACCAAUCUUAAUCGAGGCUAAACACGUUAAUUGGAGAGAGGAAUUAGUGAAACUACAGCUCAGACAAUUGCAAAGAUCUGGACACCUUACAAAGGAUGUGUUGUCUACUGAUCGCACAUCUCCACCACUAGCCCUUGAUCUACGUGUCCAGAUUAGCGUUGAGGUGCACCCGAAAAUCUCUUCUGUAUCCUCUGCCAUGCAGGUCAUAAUACAAUCCAAUUGUACCCGUGUGAUCUCCGAACUGUCUAUCGUGCUAUCAAUAUUCCUCGGGCUUCCCGAAUAUCAAGAUCGCAACCAGGCCUUUUCUAAUGAUAUCAUUACCACAUCCACUACCACCUUCAUUCCUACCCCUGCGGAGAUUGUUCCUCUCCCUUUUUGUAGUGUUAGUGCAGAGGGCAUUCAGCACUAUCUCGAACUCUGGUCCUCAGUGCCGGUCUUGGAGAUAACGAAGCAGCCACCCCUCUCUUCACCUAUGCCACCUAUGCCAAUGCAAGAACUACUUCUUUGGGCAUACAGUCUGUACUCUGUCUAUGGUCUCCGGGACUGUAGGUUCAUUGACGAGUUUCAUUCUAAAUGGGCCACGACAGGUAACGCUUUCAUUCCGUGGGAUACUCAGGUGUACAGUUCCGACGCAUCUGCAGAGGAAACCGUUACUUGUUCAUCAGCUACAAUACCUGCAGUUGACCAGCUGCCGCCUCUACUGCACUCUCUCUCACUAGAGUCUGCUAUCGGCAGACUAGCACUUGGGGACAGUAGGGUGGUAUACACUCGGAAAUAUAAUUUAAAAUUUUACAAUAAUCAAUCUAAUUGUCAAUAUUUUUCUGUACAUAGAUUUAGAAAUCAGGUGUGGAGGCGGAUAUUGGGGAACUUAAGAGCUAAGCCUUCAAUAUGUAAUGAAAGCGUACACAUCCAACACAUAGACUUAGACAAGACAGGGUCUGCCAUAGUCGAUACCAUAACGAUGUCCGUGUCGCACACACUACUUCAGAGCUCACUACUGGACUUUCCGAACCAGAUGCUAUCCACUGCAGACAUCUUCACUCUUCUCAAGGAGUCCUUAGUUAUAUGCUUCCAUGAAGAGGAAGCGUGUAUAGAGUCUGAAGGCCGUGACUCACUGUGCGCCACUGUUACCUACAGAGAUGUACUCGGUCUUUCUAGCUCAGCUGACGACUCCGUUCUUCUGGAUCUUCGAACGAUAUUUCGUCGUGCUAGGGUGCUCUCUAUUUUGGCUGACAACAUCUGCCCGCGAUCGACUCUUCUAUUCUGUUCGCCCGAUGAUCUGUGCUUCCCAUCUGCGUGGAUGCUGUCUCAGUGUUUCGCGGGGUCGAAGGUGUUCCUUGAGUCACUUUACUCAAGCAACUGCAACAACGAUCUAGCGGAGGGCAUAGACGAACUGUACGCUCCAAAGAUUCCUCUGUUGGACGCUAUGAUUGAUAGAACACUCCAGUCUACCAAAAUAUGUUCCACCCUCUUUGACGGCAGAGUCACAGAGGAAGCGGAGCCCGUAGACAAAAGAACUGUACUGUUCACACCGAAUCGGCUAGGCUUCGCUAGGCUGCAAAAUAAACACAUUUAG